GAAAGAGAAGCUAAACAAACCAAAGUGAGAGAUGAAGAUGCAGAGACUGAGGCUAAUCAAACCAAAAAGGGGGAGUGUGGGGAUUUCAGUAGGGAAGAGGAAGAUGUGGAGUCUCAGUAUUCAUUGGAUGAUGAAACUAUCUUCACAAAAGCAGAUACAGUCAAAGUGAAGGAACAGAGGAGAUCGAAAAAGGGAGAAAUUGAAGCAGAGAGCUUUUUUGAAGAUGCCUCUCAAUAUGAUGAUAACUUGUCAUUCCAGGACAUGAAUCUUUCACGACCUUUGCUAAAGGCAAUCACAGCUCUUGGCUUCAAGCAGCCAACCCCAAUUCAGAAGGCUUGUAUCCCGGUGGGUCUUCUGGGGAAGGAUAUUUGUGCCUGUGCUGCCACUGGGACAGGUAAAACAGCUGCCUUCAUCUUGCCUGUCCUUGAGCGCCUGAUUUACAAACCUCGUCAGGCUCCAAUAACACGGGUAUUGGUUCUAGUGCCAACACGAGAACUGGGUAUUCAGGUGCACUCGGUCACAAAACAGCUGGCACAGUUCAGCAGUGUCACAACUUGCCUUGCUGUAGGUGGCCUAGAUGUGAAGACUCAGGAAGCAGCUCUUCGUUCUGGGCCAGACAUUCUUAUUGCCACUCCUGGGCGACUGAUUGAUCAUCUCCACAACUGCCCUUCUUUCCACCUGAGCAGUGUUGAGGUGCUGAUUUUGGAUGAAGCGGACAGGAUGCUGGAUGAAUACUUUGAGGAACAGAUGAAGGAAAUAAUCAGGUUGUGCUCCAGCCACCGUCAGACAAUGCUUUUCUCUGCCACAAUGACAGAGGAGGUGAAAGAUUUGGCUUCCGUUUCCCUGAAAAAUCCCGUCCGCAUUUUUGUGAACAGUAAUACAGAUGUUGCCCCUUUCCUGCGGCAGGAAUUUGUCCGGAUCAGAGCCAACCGAGAGGGGGACCGUGAGGCCAUUGUAUCAGCUCUACUGACACGAACCUUCCCAGAUCAUGUGAUGCUUUUCACCCAGACCAAGAAGCAAGCGCACCGUAUGCAUAUCCUACUUGGGCUGAUGGGCCUACGGGUUGGUGAGCUUCAUGGGAACCUCUCUCAGGCACAGCGCCUGGAAGCACUCAGGCGCUUUAAGGAUGAGCAGAUCGAUAUUCUGGUAGCUACAGAUGUGGCUGCACGUGGACUUGAUAUUGAAGGUGUCAAAACAGUAAUCAAUUUUACCAUGCCCAACACCACCAAACACUAUGUUCAUCGAGUGGGUCGGACAGCAAGAGCAGGCAGGGCUGGUCGUUCAGUUUCACUUGUGGGUGAGGAGGAGCGCAAGAUGCUGAAGGAUAUUGUGAAGACUGCCAAAACACCAGUGAAAGCCAGAAUUCUCCCCCAAGAUGUUGUACUAAAAUUUCGAGAGAAGAUUGAGAAGCUAGAGAAAGAUGUGUAUGCUGUUCUGUGCUUGGAGCGUGAGGAACGUGAGAUGCAGCAGUCAGAGGCCCAGAUCAAUAGGGCAAAGAAGCAGCUGGAGACUGGAAAACAAGAGACUGUGGGUGAGGGUUUGGAGCGGAGCUGGUUUCAGACCCGUGAGGAGAGGAAGAAAGAGAAACUGGCUAAAGCCCUGCAGGAGUUUGACCUAGCAUUACGAGGCAAAAAGAAAAGGAAGAAAUUUAUGCAGGACAGACAGAAAAAAGUCCAAAUGACACCAGAGGAGAGAUCACAGUUUGAAAUCUUGAAAUCUCAAAUGUAUGCUGAGCGGCUGGCAAAAAGGAAUCGCCGAGCAAAGAGAGCCAGAGUCUUGCCAGAAGAGGAACCAGUGCCAGUACCAGCAGGCCUCAAGCGGAAGAAAAAAUCGUCUGUGUUUGACGAAGAGCUUACCAACACAAGCAGGAAGGCUCUGAAGCAGUACCGUGCUGGCCCAUCAUUUGAAGAUCGAAAACGCUUGGGUAUGGCCCAACAUAGGAAAGGAGGAAACUUCAAAUCCAAGUCCAGGUACAAGAGAAAGUAAGAACCGUAAUUACCAAAUGGGU
This is a messenger RNA of Tauraco erythrolophus (red-crested turaco), 2008 nucleotides long. The record is from RefSeq and is a predicted model, not a curated record. NCBI's taxonomy places the organism in Eukaryota, Metazoa, Chordata, Aves, Musophagiformes, Musophagidae.